Molecule: messenger RNA, 1588 nt
Organism: Rhipicephalus microplus (southern cattle tick)
Lineage: Eukaryota; Metazoa; Arthropoda; Arachnida; Ixodida; Ixodidae
Product: G-patch domain and KOW motifs-containing protein
Biological process (GO): mRNA splicing, via spliceosome
Cellular component (GO): spliceosomal complex
Molecular function (GO): nucleic acid binding
Source: RefSeq, a predicted model, not a curated record
GUUCCCAAGAUGGCAGCUGCUGCCCCAGCGGAGAAAGCUAGUCUCAGUUUUAAAUUCACAAAAAAAGUCGAGAACAAAGUACUAAGCUGCGAAAAUAGUAGAACAGAACGUGAAGUCAAUGAAGAAAGGGAUUACGUAGUUUCCGUCGACGACAGUGUUGUGAAAAGUUCGCUACCAAAGGCCGAGAAGAAAGAGCUGGUUAUCCCACUUAUAAAGAACAACGUUUGGAGGGUACCAAAGAACGAAAAAUCAGGUACCCAGAAAGAUGCAGGAGACAUCCAUAUACCCGAUGAAGACAAAACAGAACUCUCCUUGGAGCAGCAAGCCAUUAAAGAAAUACUUGCAGAAGCAGCAAACUGUGGAAACUUGGACAGCAAGGGAACCACCAAAGACAUAAGCAUACCGCUGUUAAUGCAGAACAAAGUCCCCGAUGGCUUCGAGACAGAUGACAAAGUCGACGUGUCACUUCGAGCCGAGGAGUCUACGUUAGAAGACUAUGAAAGUGUUCCUAUUGAGGAAUAUGGCCUAGCCAUGCUCAGGGGCAUGGGGUGGAACCCAGGCAAGCCCAUCGGUGCUCGCUGUACUGAGAUAGCUAAACCAAUAGAAGCUGUCUUGAGACCAAAGGGUUUGGGCCUCGGGGCUGACAGCAAAAUGGCGAAGCCUCCUCCUCUUGUGGCCAAGGAAGAUGGGGACCUCGUCCUAAGGACAGGAGCCUACAUCCGUAUUGAGGAAGGCUCACAUAAAGACCUCUAUGGGCAGGUGGAAGGCCUUGAUGAUGAGAAUGCACGUGUCAUUGUAAAGCUGGCUCUAGGUGGCAAAACAGUGACCGUCAGUGAGCUCUUUGUCAGUCUUGUCAGUAAAAAGGAUUACCAGAAGUAUGGAAAGCUACUGAACAAAGAAAAAUAUGAUGACUACAAGAAAAAGCAUGAAGCACAGGAAGAAGUAGUGGCCGAGAAGAGACGAGACGAGCGCGAAAAGCACACGCCGCACAAGAGGUCCAGAGUUGAAAAACAACGGGAAUCGUCCAAGUCGGCUGAAAAGAGAGAGCGAUCCAGGUCACCCAAGCGAAAAGAGCAGUUCUGGCUUCGGCCACAAAUAAGAGUCCGCUUCAUUGACCGCAAGUACAAGGAUGGAAAGUACUACAACACAAAGAUGACGAUCGAAGAUGUCACUUCAAGAACUACUUGUAUGUGUAACACAGAAGAUGGCAAGAUCUUGGAAGACAUCAAAGCAUCAAUGCUGGAAACCGUAAUUCCUAGGAAGGCACCAGCUCAUGUGCUUGUGUUGUUAGGAAGCUACUGUGGGCAGGUUGGAUUAGUGCUGAAAAGGGACAAGGAAAGAUGCUGUGCCACCGUGCAAAUGCUGUAUGACAAAGCAGUCUUGGACUUCAGCUAUGACAGCAUAUCGGAAUACACUGGAGAUAUUUCUCAUCACUACUGAUGCAAUGAAGUGCCCCUUGUAAAACACCUGUACAUAGCUCACACAUCUAAUGACGUAAAAACUCAUGUAGCAGCUGCACAUAACUGCUGCCUUUGCAUGUUCAUCUUGUAGAAGAAAAGAACCAUGUAAAGUACAAUUUUUAGAUGCA